Kogia breviceps (pygmy sperm whale) is the source of this 3500-nucleotide messenger RNA. RefSeq names its product fucosyltransferase 4 (gene FUT4). The record is from RefSeq and is a predicted model, not a curated record. Gene Ontology annotation, cellular component: membrane. Lineage: Eukaryota; Metazoa; Chordata; Mammalia; Artiodactyla; Physeteridae. Gene Ontology annotation, molecular function: alpha-(1->3)-fucosyltransferase activity.
AGGUCACGAGGCCAAGGUCGGCUUCGCGUAGGCUGCGCCUCUGUCAGCAUGUUUCCGCGGCCUCGCGGGCUCCCUCCCUCCGGCAGGCGUCGCUGGCCAUUGAUGGGGCGAGGGGAAGGAAGCGGAUCUGCGAUCCCGCCCGGAGGAUCGGCACCCCUGGGCCGCCUUCCUCCCGUGCCCGCCUGCGCUCGCGCCGCCGCGGCUUCUGGAGGGUCUCGCGCCACCUGCCGGCGCCCAGGGAUGAACCGGGCCCUCGCUAUGGAAGGCAAGGAUCUGGGUGGCCGCGAUUGAGGGCUCGGGCGCAGCUGGGAGGGAAUCCCCGGCGGGCGAGAGCGCCAGCGCCAGGCCAAGGCGUGGGGUGCGCGGAGAGGUCCGAGAUCACGGCGACGGCAUCCGGAGUCGCGGGCGGGGCGCUGCCGGGGAGUCCGGGAACCCUGGAGGGGCCGGGGAGUGGGCGGAGGUGCCGCAGGAGGCGCCCGGGGCUUGGCCGGGCUGGUCUGGUCGGGCGCGCGGUGGAGGGGAGGGACGGGGCUGCGCCGGGCUGGGCCGCCGGGUCCGCUUCCCUCGCCCUGGACACUCGCCGGGCGGCGAGUGGUGGGGAAGAGAGCGAGACCUGCGGGCCUUUAGAUCCUGGGACCGCCCUUUCCCGCUCCAGGUCGGGCGGCGAGCAGCAACGAAGGCUGGACCCUCAGUGGCAGCAUGAGAGCGGGCGCCGCCGCUCCGGGCUUGCGGCCGCGCGGCGGGCGGCGGCGUCUCUGCCGGCGCUCGCCAUGGGAGCGCGGUGGGGCCGGCGGCACACUCGGCGUGGAGGCCUGAGUCUGUCCGAGACACAGUUGGUGCUGAUGGCCGCCAGCCUGGUGUGCAGUGCCGUGGUCGUCUAUGUUUGCUGGAAGCAGCUGCCGCCGCUGCCCUGGGCCUCCUCCGUCCCGCCGCGGCGGGUGAGCGUGCUGCUGUGGUGGGAGCCCUUCGGCGGCCGGCACAGAGCCAAAAGGCCGCCCCCCGAUUGCAGGCUGCGCUUCAACAUCAGCGGCUGCAGCCUGCUCACUGAUCGCGCGGCCUACGGGGAGGCCCAGGCGGUGCUUUUCCACCACCGAGACCUGGUGAAGGGACCCCCGGACUGGCCCCCGCCCUGGGGCGUCCACGUUCGCCCGGCGGAGGAACAGCAGGUGCUGAUGGACGACGAGGAGGAAGCCGCGGAGGCCUUAGCCCUGGCUGCCUCGGGCCCCAGGCCCCCGGGCCAGCGCUGGGUGUGGAUGAACUUCGAGUCGCCCACCCACUCCCCGGGGCUGCAGAGCCUGGCAGGUAACCUCUUCAACUGGACGCUCUCCUACCGGGCCGACUCGGACAUCUUCGUGCCUUAUGGCUACCUCUACCCCAGGACCCAUCCCAGCGAGCAACCGCCGGGUCUGGUCCCGCCGCUGGCCCGGAAACAAGGGCUGGUGGCCUGGGUGGUGAGCAACUGGGACGAGCGCCAGGCGCGGGUCCGCUACUACCGCCAGCUGAGCCAGUACGUGACCGUGGACCUCUUUGGCAAGGGUGGGCCCGGGCAGCCGCUGCCUGACGUCGGGCUCCUGCACACGGUGGCCCGCUACAAGUUCUACCUGGCCUUCGAAAACUCGCAGCACCUAGAUUAUAUCACGGAGAAGCUGUGGCGGAACGCCUUCCUGGCUGGGGCGGUGCCAGUGGUGCUGGGCCCAGACCGUGCCAAUUACGAGCGCUUCGUGCCCCGCCGUGCCUUCAUCCACGUGGACGACUUCCCUGAUGCCUCCUCCCUGGCGGCCCACCUGCAAUUCCUCGAUCGAAACCCAGCUGCCUACCGCGGAUACUUUAGCUGGCGUCGGAGCUAUGCCGUGCACGUCACCUCCUUCUGGGACGAGCCUUGGUGCCGCGCCUGCCAGGCUGUACAGAUGGCGGGGGACCAGCCCAAGAGCGUCCCUAACUUGUCUGGCUGGUUUCAGCGGUGAAGCCACCCUCCGCUGGCUGUAACCCCGGGAGGCCAAGUCGUCGGCUUUUGGAUCCGCUGGAUCCCCUGCUGUGCAUCUCCUUAACUGCUGAAUCACGGGACUGUAUUUUCCAAACAGCCAUUUUUAAUCUAUUCCCAUAGAUUAAAGUUGAUUUACCAAGUAAUAUUAUUCAGCACAAAGACUGGGUGGGAAGGGUCUUGGGUGCUUAUGGUUUUUGGACAACUAGCAGUUGGGCUUCUUCUGCUGUCCAAGCGCAUCUGAGCUCCGGGAUGAAGGCGGGGGCCCUUCCUCCCCUUGUAACCAGUGCAGAGGUGAAGAAACAGCUUACCUACAAGGAACAAUUGUCAGUGGCUCUGAAUUUCCUUAUCUGCCACCGGCCGUAUUUGUGGCCUGUGCUGAGUCCAAAUCUCACACAGUGCUCCUCCACUCACGUGAGUGGGCCAAAUGCGUCAAACCCCUGGUUUCAGAAAGAGUCUUGUUGCAGGAUAGUGAAAGGACUGUGGCCACAGGUGGGUCUUUCUCUUUGUGCCUGGAUUUCUCAAAGCGUCGUCUCCUAAGAAAGGUGAGGAGCCUGGUCCAAGAAUCCACUGACUUCCUUAACAAGUGCUGUUGUUUGUUCCCUUGCUUUAUGAAUGGAAACAAGAUGCUGGAUUGUCCUUGGAGAAGAGUUAGGAUGAAUAUUUGGUGUACCUCACUUUACACAAAUGUAUUCUUGAAAAGCCGCUUUUAAAUCAAAUUCACUGUUUUAGAAGAGCGCGAUAUUUAAUGGAACCCUAUGGAGAAUCCCUUUAUAAUGUGAAUAAUCAUCUCCUAACUGAUUUUUUCUGUGUCUAUGUUUUUCUAUAACCUGGAUCUUUUAAAAAGCAUAUUAAAAUUACAGAUGUGAAAAUAAAGCAGAAGCAACCUUCUUCUCCCUUCCUCCCAGAAAACCAGCCUGUGUUUACAAACAGAAGAGAAGGAAGCCACAGUGUCACUUUCCACAAAAUUAUUUAUUUUGUGUCUUUACUGGAGCUGAAAUUUAAAACUGGAAAGUCAGUCCUCCAUGGGGUCCUGGCAUUACCUGUCUGCAGAACAAUGAAAGGGAUUGCACUGUAUUACGGAAUCAUGCAAAAGGAAAAAAGUUUCCUGGUAUCUGUUAAUGGCAGUUUUUGAUUCUGUCAGUUUUAAGUUAAAUGUUUAGUUGCUAGGGAAUAGAACUAAAUCAGUGCCUGCAGUAAAAACUUAUCUUUUGUUACAGAAAUCUGCAAUUCUCCCUGGGGCCACAGGUUCCCCUCGUCUGCCCAGUAGUACAGUGGGUACAUCCUCAUAUUUCUAAUGCCCUUGAGACUUGCUGUGGGACCAACUUUGAAAAUAUAUGCAUUGACUUUAAAAGUUGUUGAAUGAACAGCAUAUUGGGUGUCACCAUGUACCUGCACCACGUGAAACACUGAGCUUGGGAAAAACAAAAAUGUGUAAGGCUAGGUUCCUGUCUUUAAGGCUGUUACAAUCAAUCACCAUCAAAAAGUAAAUAGUGGACUUUGAUAAAUCAAUUGGCAG